Messenger RNA from Pyrus x bretschneideri (Chinese white pear), 1602 nucleotides. Its product is annotated as probable purine permease 11. The transcript has 2 exons. The record is from RefSeq and is a predicted model, not a curated record. NCBI's taxonomy places the organism in Eukaryota, Viridiplantae, Streptophyta, Magnoliopsida, Rosales, Rosaceae. The coding region runs from base 262 to 1368 and encodes 368 amino acids. Gene Ontology annotation, cellular component: membrane. Gene Ontology annotation, molecular function: purine nucleoside transmembrane transporter activity.
UUCGAAACAACUCUAAAUUCCAAUCCUUGAAGAAGGCCAAAGCAGCAAAAUUUAAAUAUAAAAUAAAAGAAAUUUGUGGAAUUUUGUGUGAUUAAGAACAAUAAAAUCCCACUUAAAAUCCCACUUAAAAUCCUCUUUAUCCCAAUCUGAAGUUCUUAACGAUAAUAAUAACACUGCCCCGCCCAUUACUGCCGCUCUCCCUCAACCACUUCAAAAAGUCCUUCAUUCGCUCACGCUAACGCCAACCCUUACUAAGCAAACAUGGCCAUGCCAGAUAGCCAAGAAUCCAUCUUACCCAAAGAAGAAACUGUGAUUGAACAAACACUAUUUGUUAAACUUGGUCGUUGGCAAUGGUGGUUUCUGGUGGUACUCAACGUCUUCUUCCUAAUUGUGGGGCAGACUGCUGCUGUUUUACUUGGAAGAUUCUAUUAUGACCAGGGUGGUAAUAGUAAGUGGUUGGCUACUCUUGUCCAAACUGCAGCCUUCCCAGUCCUUUUCAUCCCGCUUUAUUUUCUUCCUUCAUCCAAAGAUCAAGCAACUUCUUCAAACCCACCUUCCAUUAAAGUUCUUGCCUUGGUUUACUUCUCUAUUGGAGUGCUCUUAGCUGGUGACAACAUGAUGUACUCUGUCGGACUCUUGUACCUAUCUGCCUCUACUUACUCCCUCAUAUGCGCAACUCAAUUAGCUUUUAAUGCUGUUUUCUCGUACUUCAUCAACUCUCAGAAGUUCACAAUGCUGAUUCUUAAUUCAGUGAUUAUCGUGUCAUUCUCAGCAGCUCUUAUUGCUGUUAAUGAUGAUUCCGGAGGACCAACUGGAGUAUCAAAGGGGAAAUAUAUCCUUGGCUUCAUCUGUACCAUUGGAGCUUCUGCAUUGUACUCUCUUUUGCUUUCCCUCAUGCAGCUUUCUUUCCAAAAGGUUUUAAAAAGGGAAACGUUUUCUGUGGUUUUGGAGAUGCAAAUCUAUACAGCUCUGGUUGCUAGUUGUGCUGCAACUGUAGGUCUUUUUGCAAGUGGGGAAUGGAGGAGUUUACAUGGGGAAAUGGUAAACUAUGGCAAGGGACGAGUUUCUUACGUGAUGACCUUAGUUUGGACAGCUGUGGCUUGGCAAGUUUGUUCUGUUGGUGUCGUGGGCUUAAUUUUCGUGGUGUCUUCUCUCUUCUCCAAUGUAAUUAGUACUCUCUCUUUGGCUGUUACUCCUAUAGCCGCUGUGAUAAUCUUCCAUGACAAGAUGAACGGUGUCAAGGUAAUUGCUAUGCUUCUGGCUCUUUGGGGUUUCGCCUCUUAUGUUUAUCAGAACUAUCUUGAUGACUCUAAAGCAAGAAGAAGACAAGCUGAUGCUAGGGAACGACAAAAUGAUUCCUCUAUUUAAAGUUUUGUUCAUAUCAGUGACGUUUUUAGUAUUCGAUCAAUGCUAUUCUCACAUUUAAGCAUAUUGUUUAUAGUUCUUUUGUUGCUCAGUAAGAUUUAUGAUUCACGGUUGUCUAACUUGUACAAGUUGUCAAAUAGAUAAACUAUGACAGAAACUAUCAGGGGAUGUAGUUAGUCUUGUGUCAUAGGUAAUGUUGAUUUCGACCCUCUUAUAUUCUAUCACAUUUGAAUUGCA